GCCCAUUUAUCGCACUCAACUGGCACCGUUUUAAAACUUUAGGUUGCUAUGGAGCCCGAAACAGAGCUCUACCAGACGUCUCUAUUGUUGACAUAGUCUCGGUUUCGUGCUCCUGCUCUGACGCUUGGCUGCAGUUGCAGAAAAACAUUUCGUUUGGGACAGAGAUUCAUCGUUGUCGAUUUUAGUGCCAAUGUGUGAGGCGUAUUUGAAUGGUGUAGUAUUUGCUGGUGCUGGUAUGGCGUGGUAAUCACUUUCAGAUUGAAGGAGUCGUGCAGAUCGGGAGGGGAUUUUUGGGCUCUAGUGUAAUGAGUUCCGAGGAGAUGGAUAUGGCGGCGCCCGUGGAGGCAGGGGGAAGCGAGGGUGUGGUGGCGGAAGAGGUUAAUGAUGUUGCUGCGGCUGUUGACGAGCGUGUAGUGAAGAGUGAACCUGCCUUGGAUGAAUUGAAUCGUAAAGUAUCUCACGAUGUUGAGAAGUCUGAAGAAGUUGAGGGGAAGGUCUCUGAUGAAUCUGUGAACGAGAGUGUUGAUACAACUGUGGAAGCUCCAUUGAGUGUCAGUGCAGAGGAGCCUCUUGAGGUAGAUGCAGAGUUUAACCCUUUGAAUCACAUUCAAGAUGCGGCGGAGAUCACAGAAGGCGAGGAGUUGAGUGAAGCUAUUGAAAAAGCCGUUCUAGAUGAUGAAGAGAGCUUGAAACCUAAAAUUUCUGAGGAUGUCCCUGCUCCAGUAUCGGAUAACUCUGUAGAGUGCGUUGAUUCGGUUGUAGAUUCGGCAACCACUGCUGAGCCUUUGGAGGAUUCAGUAGUGGUAGGACCUGUAUCUACUUCUAAUGAUGUCGAAGAUGAACCCAAGCAUUCUGAAGAUGCCUUGGAGCCGCACUCAGUAGUAUCUUCGGAAAUUGGUGACAAUGAGGGCGUGAGAGCGGAGUCUUCCGGAGAAAAUUUACUUGAGAAUACUGAUGGUGAUACAGUCGAUGAUGUUGGCGAAGAGGACAAGGAAGUUGUGGAGGCAACAACGAGUGAAGAUCUCAUAGAGGAAAAUUCAGAAGGAGUGGAAACUGUGCCUUCUGAUGAUAUUGAAAUGAAAGUCCCUGAUGUGAAUUCUGAGGACCUGAGUGAGACAAAUGCAACAUCAGAAAGUCCAGACAAUGCGAAGGAAAGGGCUGAAAUUAUUGGUGAAGAAACACCUGCCACAGUUAGUACUGAUGCUGUUGAUCCAUAUGUUGAGGAGGGCGAGGAGACUGUGGAAGCAACCACCGGUAAGGAUCUGAAAGAGGAGGUAUCAGCAGAAGUGAAAACUGUGCCGCCUCCCUCUGACGAUGUUGCGGACAAUUCUGUUGAGGUGAAUUCUGAAGAUCUCAGCGAGGUGGCUGCUGAAAUGCCUUCGAAGAGUACUGACUGCGAGGACGUAGGAGCUAAAGUUCUUAGUGAAGAAUCAGCUGACGUAGUUGACAAUGAACCAGUCGAAGCUCCUGGUGAGGAGGCUGUAGAAGCGGCACCCAGUGCAGAGCCUAUGGUGGAGUCACCAAGUUCGACAUCAGUGUCUGCUCCUCCUGAUGAAGUCGGAGUUAAAGAUGUUGAGGUAAAUUAUGAGGAAGCGGCACCUAGUGCAGAGCCCAUCGUGGAGUCACCAAGUUCGGAGGCAGCGUGUGCCUCUCCCGAUGACGUCGAAGUCAAAGAUGUUGAAGUGAAUUUUGAGGUUGCGAGUGGGAUGACCACAACGUUGGAGACCGCUGACCGUGAGUACGUAAGACCUGGAAUUUCUGCUCAAGAAUCAGAUGACAAAGUUGAUAGUGAAGCAGUUGAUGCCACUGUCGAGGAGGUUGAGAAAGAUAACGAGUAUACGGAAGUGACAACUAAUGGAGACCCCGAUGAAAAACCAGUAAGUGUUGAACUCGAGCUUGCUCCCUCUGAUAUUGUUGAUGACAAAUCGGUGGGGGAGAGUCCUGAGAGUGCUGGUGAAGUACGGUCUUCGAAGGGUGCUGGAAAUGAGGACCUAAGCCCUGCACUUCCUGCUGAAGGAUCAGUUGACAUCGUCGAUAGUGAGUCAAUUGAUGCUCAAGUAGACGAGAAGGAAGUUGUUGGAGAAACAACUAAUACGGAGCCUGAGGAAGAAUUGGUUGAAGCGGGACCUGUUCCAUCUCCCUCUGAUCAUGUUGAAGACGAAGCAAUAGAGGCGGAUUUUGAGGAUGAGUCUGAUUUGACUACAACGUUGAUAAGCGCUGAUAGUGAGGACACAAUAGCUGGAGCCUCCGCUGACAGCGUUGACAGUGAAGCAGUUGAUGCUCUCGUUGAAGAAUCUACUGAAGUUGCAGAUGCAGCCACCAAUAUGAAAACCGAUGAAGACUUGGCCAGUACAGAAUUCCGUACUGUUCCUGAUGAUGCUAUUAGCAUAACUGAGGAAGUGAAAUCUGAAGUGUCUGCGCCAGAAAUGGAUGACGAAAAUAUCAAUGCCACUUUUGCUCCCUUGCCUGUUGAAGAGGACAUCUUUGAUCUCAAUGAAUACUUAUUGUCAACUCUCGAGCACGAGGGUAUCUCUGAUGAUUCUCCUAAACAAAAUGGUUUGGAUAUGGCAGCUGAUGUAAAAGAAAUCGUCGAUGCUGAAUAUUCUCAAGUAUCUUCACAGGUUGCCUCGUCUGCAGAUUUUCUGGAGGAGGCAGACGAUGUGUCUUCAGAAAGACAUCAUCAGAACUCAGGGCUAGCAGAAGAGGAAAUUGUCCAAACUGACAGAAGCUCGCACGAGGAGGAGCUUCCACAAGAGAGUGAUGCAGACCCUCCAAGCGAAAAAUCAGUUUUAGUAGAUGCUGAGGUAAAUGCGAAGGAUGCAAAGAGUGUUGCUGAGGGGAAGGAUUUUAUCAAUGAAGAGAGACCUGAUACCCAAUCUGAGGAGUUCCCAGAAUCUUCAGUAAUCCCCAGUCCGGAGGAAAUUUUGAGGAGUCCUGUUGUGCUUGCCUCUAAGGACCGGUCUGAUGAGUUCGCUGAGCCAUGUGAUGAGCAUCCUUUGGCUGAGGAGGUUGAACAUCCUACAACAAAGGCUUCUAUUGUGCCCAGUAGCAUUGGAGUCGAGAGGAAGGAGUUACCCAGUAUUGAAUCAGUUGACGAUGAUGGAACAGAUGUGGCCCCUAAAGAUGUAUCCCGUUUGCUUCAGACCGAGAUGACAGACGAUGAAGUCAAGUCAGCAGUCAUCCAUGUUCCAGAAGAAUAUGUUGAAGUUGAGCCGUCACUGCUACUUGCUGAUGCUCUUGGAGUUCCCCAUUCAAAAGAAGUUGAAUCCAUUUUGAGAGAAAUCAACUUAAACGAUUUUAGUGAGGCUCCUACCACUAACAAAAUAUUGAGGGGUGAACCAAGCGUUGAUUCAGACGGUGGCAUGAUUUCUGAUGAAGUGGUCACUCCACUAUCUGUUACAUCACUUGGAACUGCGAAUGGUGAGAAGGAGCAAUCUCUGGAUACAGCUGGAAAUGAGAGUGAGGUGGCAUCCAAGUCAAGUUACAAUCAUCCAGACCUUGAUGAGGUGGCUGCUAAACUUCACCAUGUUGCUGAAGAUAUUAUGUUAAGUGACAAUGGGGAGGCACGAGGCUCUGUGUCGCAGAGCGUGGCUCAAAUAGUGCUCGACGAGAGUAGCAGAGCUGCAGACUCGGCGGAGUAUAUUACAGGAGUCGUCCAACACGUUGCACAAUUUGCACAGGAUGCAAGUCGGGCUAAUUUAAAUAUGUUGUCGGAGACUGUGGCUCGUGGCUUUGUUGAUGACACCACUGAUUCACCUGCAGAUCGACCAGUCAGCCAACCCCAGGGAACUACAAGUUUGGGAAACAUGGUGUCACUUUUCAUUGUGUGGUGUGUAUCGCUUUGUGCUUCACACAUUUCGAGCAAAAACAUGCCCGCUCCUGCUCUCAAACUUGGAGCGGAAGAGGUAACUGCAGUCCUUCAUUCGAAUGUUCAAUCACCACCUGCUCCAGCCCAAGAGACUGCUACCUCAAGCCAUUAAAGAAUCCACAGUCCAGUCCUCGUGAAUUCUGCAAUGAUAAACCUAGGUAAAAACCUGUUUGACUACUAAUAGUUUUAAUUGAGCCACUCAUUGUAGUCGCUCUUUUGUUUCUAUCAUGAAGUAUCAAUUAGGCCUAAUUGCCAAAACACGGCCUUGGUAAUCAACAAUCGUUGCAUAGACUGCAUAAACUGUGUGUUUCCACCUAUUUGUUUCAGAAGUGGCUUGCUCACUGGAGUUGUAGAGAACUAUUACACUUGAGUACGCAGCAGGUAGAAGUGGUUUGGUAUAUGAUCUCCAGCAUCGUUAAGAGGGUUUCUUGUGAGUCGCUUGUGGGCGGUUUCUUAUAAUCGCUGUGAAGUAGCCGAAAGCCCUUCAAGGGAGUUUUUACGGCGAUAAUUUGUAUUACUAUCUACUCAAAGUGGGCCGGGGGACUUUCUGCCUGCACACUAUUUCUUCACAUUUUGUAAUCAUGCCGGAAUUUUUUCAUUCGGACCUCAAUCCAGGUUUUCGAUGGUGUCCAUCUGAAUUUCCUCGGAAUGAUGUUGCUCUCCGAAAUUGUAAUAAAGUUAUUUUCUCAGAUCAAAA
Molecule: messenger RNA, 4565 nt
Organism: Physcomitrium patens
Lineage: Eukaryota; Viridiplantae; Streptophyta; Bryopsida; Funariales; Funariaceae
Source: RefSeq, a predicted model, not a curated record